Molecule: messenger RNA, 2400 nt
Organism: Mobula hypostoma (lesser devil ray)
Lineage: Eukaryota; Metazoa; Chordata; Chondrichthyes; Myliobatiformes; Myliobatidae
Product: coiled-coil domain-containing protein 60-like
Exons: 15
Coding region: 91-2118 (675 amino acids)
Source: RefSeq, a predicted model, not a curated record
GGAAACUAAACAAACUUGGGGCACGGUUCUCAUUGACAGGAACCCUUAUUGAAUAUUCGGUUCUCAAACUGCGUCGCAAAGGUUGCCGUCAUGCCGGCCGGCUGCAAAGUGUUGGACCCGCGGUCUUUCGUGGCGAUAAAGCCCCUUCCCUUCCCUCCUGCCCAAGGGCUGAAGGUGCAGGCGAGAAGUCUGACCGUCUACAGGCCCUGCGAGCCCAGCAGGGAACAGGUUUUCCGCGAGAAUUACCGCCGGAGGCAGAAGCAGCUGCGCCAGCAGGGCUACCGCUCAGUCAUCUGGAAACCGUACGAGGCGAUCGGGCAGCCGCUGCGCCUUGGACACACGGAGUUCAUCCUGCACUCGCUGGGGCAGCUCGAUCAGACCGUGAUUGAUGAGACCAUCAGUAGCAUGGAGGAACGCCCAGAAGAAGCCAAACACUCCAGCGCAACAACUGUGCCAAAGGAGAAUAAGAUGCCUGCUGAAAAUCGUAUACAUCUGAAGCACAGAGACAAAGACCUGAAAACUAUCAGUAAGGAUCUAUUGCACACCAGGCAGUUGGUCAAAACGGCGAAACAAGGGCAAGGUUUCUUCAAGAGACUGAAGAGAGAGGAGAAGGAGAAGGAGACUGCACAACUGAGGGAACAGAGGAAUCUGAUAGAGAAACGCAAAACGGCAUGGCAGCCCCCAAAGUUCUCUUCGGAUGAGGACUCUGAGGAAGAGCAGGAUGUAGAGAAAAGGUUUUUCAAAACCGAACCAGUCCUGUCAGCGCACUUGAAAACAGUUCAGCACCACUCCCAAAAGGCAUCUAGAAAAGGAAAGAAUGUAACUGCCCGACCCUACACUCCGGUACAUUGUAGUUUGAUAUCAACCAGAUUUACAGAAAAAGAUCUGGAACCGCUUCAUCGACAGCUCUGUGCCUUGAACUGGCUAUUGGAGGCUGUGGCUGCGGAACCACCCAGCACGAUAGGCCCUGUUUCAAGCUGUUGGAGUGCCAGGGAUUCUGGUGGAAUGAAAAAUGUAUCCAGGAAAAUCAGUAAAGAUAAAUCGAUAGAAUACAAGUGGGAGCAAUUCAUAUCACAGUCCAAGUUCAAAAGAUCCACUCUCAGGGUUCUGCAAAAGACAACAAUGCGGCCCAGAAGAGCCUCCUUAUCAGUUGCUUCACCUGCCACUGUUUCCUCCUCUGUUAUGACCCCAGUGUUUGACAGUACCGCCUCAGAGGUCACCAUCUCUGAAGAUGUAGGAGCAGGGACUCCGGCAGCUGUGUUGGAGUCCCUUUCUGAGAUUCCGGAUGACGACUCAACAAUAAGCAGCCUUUGCACCCAAAACAAACAGGAGCAAGAAGAGGAGCCAAUAUCUGACUAUCUUCAGAAACUACUUGAUUCUGUACACCAGAGCAUAAACACAGAGCUUCAUGGAGAACAGAAAGAUCCAAGAAACAAUGAGCAAAGUUCAACAGCUGUCAUGAGUAAUGGAAAAAUGAAUCCACGGGCCAGUCACAGCACAGAGCCACCAGCUGAUGUGAAUAAAUUACAGCAGAGACCAAAAAGUUCCCCUUCCAGCCCCAUUUCAAAAAGCAGCCUGUUUUCUGCCAGCAAAUCCUCCCUCCCUCUGGAGAUGCAGUCGAAAUUCAUUGAGAUAACGAAGGAAGCGGCCUUGUGUCUCCAUGACAACCUAGAAGCCUUGGAAAAGAACCGGUGGGACACCAGCAAGCAGAAAUUCUGUGCGCUGGAAAACAUAACCAGCUUCUAUACAUUCAGCAAGGACCUGCAGAGGUCUCUUCAGGAAUCCAGAGGCAAUAAAACAGAAGGGACAACAGAAACCUGGUAUUCCAGUUUAUUGUCCAGAGUUCCCGAGGCAGUACAACGGAAUCAGAAGAUCAGCCGAGCUCUGAGGAGACUGGAGAAGUUCGGAGUACGGCAGAACUUCAGGAUUUGGCCACAGCACUUCCUCAAGGUGCUUCACGGGUUGUGGAAUUGGGAGCUCUGCUCGCCGGACAUCAGCGCAGCAGUUGAGUUCAUGCGAGACAAAGUGAUUCAGAUGCCCAUGGAGGACUAUGACAGCUGGCUGCAGCUGAAAUUGAAAACGCCACAGAGGAUACAGAGUGCUCCACCCAUGAGGUGAAGAUCACAGAAGGAGGAAGUGAUGAGCUGUUAUUACAUGGAAGCUUCUGGAAGUGUUCUGUACCUUUUUCUUCAAUUAUAAAUGAACUGAAAUCACUGUGUAUGAUGUUAAAGAACACAAAUGGGAUUUAAGUAGCUGCUGUUUUGAAGAGUCUCGUAAACUGGCCAGCUGUACUGUAAUGCAAUGCAAAACAGAUGCUCGUUAGCCUUAAUAACAUCUCAUGUAAUUCUGCCCACAUUAUUUAAAUAGUUUUCCAAUAAUAAACCGGGCAUGGAUUAAACU